UCCUCCAUCCCCUGGCUGCCGACCGCAGGGAUGUUCCCGGCUCAGGAGGAGGCUGACAGGACCGUGUUUGUGGGCAAUUUAGAGGCCCGAGUACGGGAAGAGAUUCUUUACGAGCUGUUCCUUCAGGCUGGACCAUUAACCAAAGUAACUCUUUGCAAAGACAGAGAUGGGAAGCCAAAGUCCUUUGGCUUCGUCUGCUUCAAACAUCCUGAAUCUGUGUCUUAUGCCAUAGCUUUGCUGAAUGGAAUUCGUUUGUAUGGAAGGCCAAUUAAUGUGCAAUAUCGAUUUGGCAGUUCUCGCUCUUCUGAACCAGCUAGCCAAAGUUUUGAGAGCUGUGUUAAGAUAAAUUCACACAGCUUCAGAAAUGAAGAAAUGGUGGGCAGAUCUUCAUUUCCCACGCAGUUUUUCCCAAUUGCAAACGCUGCUUUACCUCAAGAAUAUUUUUUCAUUCAGAAAAUGCCCUGGCACACACACAGUCCAAUGAUGCAGCCUCCUUUCUACGACAUGACAGCUUCACUUCCCAGCAAUACAUCUGGGUCCUGCUCCUUAAACUACACCACAGACCUCGAGGCUGGACCCUGCUCCUAUGAAUGGACUCACCAACAGCCAAGUGAGCCUGACCUUUAUCAUAGGGGCCAACGAAAGAGGCAAAGGCAAGCCAGUGACUCUGGCAGUAGUUCAGAAGACCAGAGAGGGAAUGAAGGUGGCCAAAAAUGCCGGAAAUGCAAGAGGAAGAAGAAAUACUAGUGAAGAGUAUCUGUGCUGCUCUCUCUAUCAAAAUAAACAAAGAAAAAAGAAAAAGAAAAAAAUGUCGGUUGUACCAAAUGACCCAUUUCUUGGCCACCUUGUCUUAAAAAAAAAAUGAAAAUAUGACUCUGUGAUUUGCUAUUCAGUUUUUGCCAUGAAUGAUAAAAGCUUUCAACAGUAAUAUAAUGUACUACUUUUGUAUUUGCAAGGUUAUUUCUUGUCCAUUGUCAGGAAGAAUACACUUUACAUCAUCUUAUUUUUAGAACUGAGGAUGAAAUUUCACUAAACUCUAAAGCCACUCGCUAAACCCUUGAGGGUUAAGUGCUGUGCUCUCCCUAGAAUCUCACCUGAGGCUUUCAACCACAAGUGGGCUGGCCUCAGAUGCAUCUGUAGGUUGCUGGGGAAACAGUGGUAAUAUUUGAAAACAGCAUGUUCUAAUGACUAUGUAGUAAGGAGGCAUCAGUUCCCUUGUAACUGACACUUUACCCUUUAUGUCUAAACACGGUAUCUCUGAGCAUCACUAGCAGACUGAUUUCAUAUGAUCGUGUCCAUGACAUCCAAAGAAAGAUUACUGCCAUAUGCUCAGUGUCAUUUGCUUAAAGGGGCUGCUAUAGGAUUAGUUGCUUUUUUCAUGGUUUUAUUGGACAUAAAUAUCUCUUUACAUCUCAUCUCUUGUUUGUAGUGGAAAAAUCAGUUGAUGGUGUCAGCAUCCACUGUCUACUCCUGCCAGCAAGGGUGGAAAGUAGAGAGCAAAUGUGUGAAUCGUCAUGAACUGCAUAGAUAGAAUGAUGUUGUAUCAUCAUGUAUUUAAUGCCUACUUCCAGGUCUAUAUUUAUAAUUCACGCAUUUUAGGAGAUAAACGGAGUACAUGUAAAAUGAAUGGUGUAUAUCAAUUUGAUUCAGCAUAAACCAAAACUAAGAAAAUUAUGUGUUUGUUAAAACUAAUUGAAAGCAUCAGGCAAACCCACUUAGAUUCAUCUGCUCAGCUCAAAGGGAAAAACCACACACGGGUGUUACUUUUGAAUGUUGCUUACUGUUUCAUAAGCAUUAUUUAUUCAAAGAAUAAAAAUAUGUUUAACGAGAAAAAUAACUGAGUUUCACUCUCGGUAAUAAUAAGUAUACAAGAUAUAGCAGUUAUAACAAAUCCAAGCUUAUGUCCAUCUGAUCAAUAUGCAAACCUAAAUUCCGCUGCAUUGAACUUCAACUCAUUUUUACAUUCUUCAACAGUUAAAUGCAAAAGCAUUAUUUUUAAAUUCAUAUUUUGACAAUUUGGGAUCAUGGCCAAAAUAAAAUUUAUUCUUUCAAAAUUAGAUAGUAACAUUUUAAAACUCAUUAACUUUGUCUUCAAGUUUCCUCUAGAUACAUAAUUUAUCAUGGACAUAAAUGAGAUCACUGAGAUCAGCAUAGUAGCAGAGCUAUGUAUAAAAAAAAAAAGAAACCUUAGCAAUGAAUAUUGACCUGCAUAAGCAAGUCAGGUUGAAGCAGUGUAUGAUCUAGCAUGUUACAACUGGGAAAUGUCUUUGUAACUCUUUCAUCAGAGACAGAAAAUUAACUCAGUAUCAGUUCUCAGCUAGUUGGCCAUUCAGCUAAAUAGAACACUAGAAAAGUCACUUUCACCAUGGUGUCUUUGUUAAAGAUUCUAAAACUUCCCUUAAAGUGCUUCUGUUUACUACAACCCCAAGAUUUUAAGUUUUCGCUUUUCCAAAUGUUAUGUACGUGGGUGAAGAACUAUUAGUAUAAUUGGCUUCACAGGGUUUUCUUUUUUAAUUUUAAUUCUCCAAUCUCAGAAUCUACUUCAAAUGUUAGCAGAAAUUAAAAGCCUAAAAAUGAUACUAGACACUUUACAUAUUCUCAAUUCAAUAAUUUAUUUAAUUAAUUUUUAAUAUACCAGGCACUGACAUAAUGAGCAAAAGUGUCACUAGAAAUUAGUGGCAAACACACCCUCAAGUUUGCACAAAAGACACACACUGAGCUACAGUUAGUUGCUUAGAUAAAGGACACAUACAAAAUCUCAUCAUUAAAUGCAAUUAUAUGCAGUAUUUUCUGUGACAUUACAAAGUGCCGUUGCAAUUAAUAUUUGUUAUUGUCAAUGACUUAAAAAUACUGAAAAUUGUUACAUAUUGUUUAGUACUGUUCGAGCUAAAAAUAUUAUGUGCAAAAACUUUCUCAGUUUCUUUAUUGCAUGGUUAAAGAUUUCUCUCUUGACAAUAUUCCCAACAUUGUAUCUAGAUGUCCCCCUUUACCUAUUAAACAUACUCACUAGGGUAUCUCAUUGGCAAUUUAACCUUUCUACUCUUCUUUCUAGUCUAAAUUUUCCCCAAAUAUUUCUUCUUUGCUCAGUUUUGGCUAACAUUCUGCUGCUGAUCAGUUUUUCAAAAUUUUCAAUAGUCAUCUUGCGUCAGUGACUUACUUCAGUCCCCAGUCAUGCCUCAUUACACUGAAAUAUUUUUGAUGCCAAGCACUUGUCAAAAUGAAAAUAGGCUCUUGUAGUUUCACGUGAGCAUAAAAAGUAAAAAUAACACAAUUUAUUCAGUGUAAUGUCUAUUUAAAUAUGUUAAGUUUAAACAUACUCCUUGGGGUGGACAUUUCAGUGAGAUGUGGUUUAAGUAACUGCUACUCAGGCGAUUUGGUUGCCUGGUUCCCAUUCUUUUCAGUCCUUAGGAAGAGAAAAACCAGAGGACUACUGUAUAGUCCCCAGAUAGAUUCGGCAGAGCACAAUUUUCAAUUCAAUGGCAGCUGCCCCCGGCUUUUUCAGUGUCUACAGUCUGCCUCUGCUUCUAUACAUGUAAGUAAAACAUCAGAUAUGAGAGUCUUGUUCAUUUAUUUAUUGCAUAUUUAAAAGGACAAUUGGUAACCUGAGUUUUAUUGUGGUAAAAAUGAUUCCUCAAAAUCAAACUAUUUUUAGAAAUUAUAUCCCAACACAGAUAGCUCAAAGAAAAUCCUUUUAAAGUGUUUUUCAUUGGUUUUAAAUUUUUCCCACAUACACAAUUAAAUAUUAUCCUGUCUUUUCCCUCCAUUCCCCGAUCCUUACUUAGGAAACUUAAAAAAAUACUGUUCUUUGAAUAAAAUUAAUGAGA
Molecule: messenger RNA, 3824 nt
Organism: Microtus oregoni (creeping vole)
Lineage: Eukaryota; Metazoa; Chordata; Mammalia; Rodentia; Cricetidae
Gene: Rbm11
Product: RNA binding motif protein 11
Exons: 5
Coding region: 31-747 (238 amino acids)
Biological process (GO): regulation of alternative mRNA splicing, via spliceosome
Cellular component (GO): nucleus
Molecular function (GO): single-stranded RNA binding
Source: RefSeq, a predicted model, not a curated record